Molecule: messenger RNA, 2049 nt
Organism: Lathyrus oleraceus (garden pea)
Lineage: Eukaryota; Viridiplantae; Streptophyta; Magnoliopsida; Fabales; Fabaceae
Exons: 5
Coding region: 1-2049 (682 amino acids)
Biological process (GO): DNA integration
Molecular function (GO): nucleic acid binding; RNA-DNA hybrid ribonuclease activity
Source: RefSeq, a predicted model, not a curated record
AUGGAAAAGAUAAAAGCAGAGAUAGAAAGGCCCCUCAAAAGCAAGUUUAUACAAACUGUAAGGUAUGUUGAAUGGUUGGCCAAUACUGUGCCAAUAAUUAAGAAAAAUGGGUCUUUACGAGUAUGCAUUGACUUUAGAGAUCUAAAUGCUGCUACCCCCAAAGACGAGUAUGCCAUGCCCAUAGCAGAAAUGUUGGUCGAUUAUGCCACUGGUUUUGAAUAUUUAAGUAUGUUAGAUGGUUGUUCUAGAUAUAACCAAAUUUUUAUUGCAGAAGAAGAUGUGUCGAAGACGGCGUUUGGAUGCCCAGGAGCUUUAGGUACAUAUGAGUGGGUUGUCAUGCCAUUUGGCCUGAAAAACGCCGGAGCGACAUAUCAGAGGGCAGGUGAUUUCCUUGGCUUUGUGGUGCAUAAAAAAGCUUUUUCACCACUUCUGCGACUAAAGAAUGAGGAUUUUAAGUGGAAAAAGGAGCACCAAGAGGCUUUUGACAGAAUUAAGGAGUAUUUGACUAAGCCUCCAGUACUGGCCCCUCCUGUUAGGAAUAGGCCAAUGAGGUUGUAUAUUACAACUUCAGAAUCAACUAUAGGAAGUAUGUUAGUCCAAGAGGAUGGAAAAAGUGUCGAAAGACUUGUGUAUUACCUUAGUCGAAUGCUUAAUGAUCCUAAAACUAGUCGAAUUGGUAAAUGGGCUUUGGCGUUAACUAAGUAUUCUCUGACGUACGUGCCUUUAAAAGCGAUGAAAGGGCAAGUGGUGGCAGAUUUCCUUGUUGACCAUUCAAUGGUCGAAAUGGCUCAAAAUUAUGUAGACAUAGUGCCAUGGAGAUUGUACUUUGACGGUUCAAGACAUAAGAAUGGAUUUGGGAUGGGGGGAGUCAUAAUUUCUCCAAAUGGAAUUCCAGUAGAGUUCAAAUACAUAAUUGAAGGAGUAUGCACAAACAAUGAAGCAAAAUAUGAAGCAUUGAUCACAGAACUUGAACUUCUGCUGGAAUUGGGGGCAAGGAAUGUCGAAAUUAUGGGAGGUUCUGAGUUAGUAAUUAAACAGGUGUCAAAAGAAUACAAACUACUCAAGAGGUUUGAGCAAGUAAGCCUCCUGCAUAUACCACGAAAACAGAACCAGAGAGCAAACGAUUUGGCGCAAGAAGCUUCAGGGUACAAAGCGUCAAAAGACCAGGAUGAAGAAGAGGUUCAGGUAAGAGAGAAGGUACAAGCGACAUUGUUAUCACCAUCAGAUUUGUCGAUUAUAAAGUCAGGAGUUGUAGAUAGAUAUCAUUUUGAAAUUCUGAUCGUCAACGACGAGGGAGAAAAUGAUUGGCAUAAACCGUUAGUCGAUUAUUUACAUAAUCCUAUAGGGUCGACAGAUCAAAAGAUAAAAUAUAGGGCCCUCAGCUAUGUCCUGGUGAAUGAUGAAUUGUUCAAACAGACAGCUGAAGGAGUUUUUCUAAAAUGUCUAGGAGAAAGUGAGGCAUAUGUCGUUAUGUCGAGUGUACAUAGUGGAGCGUGUGGGGCACAUCAAGCGGGACUGAAGAUGAAAUGGCUUUUGAUGUGCUCGGGAGUUUAUUUGCCUGAAAUGUUGAAAGAUUGCACUGAAUUUGCUAAAAGUUGUCAGGAAUGCCAAUUGCAUGGGGGCAUACAUCAUGUGCCUGCGAGCGAGUUGCAUACAAUUGUGAAGCCCUGGCCUUUUCGAGGGUGGGCAUUGGAUGUUAUUGGAGAAAUAAAACCAGCUUCGUCGAAACAACAAAGGUAUAUUUUAGUCGGUAUUGACUAUUUCACAAAAUGGGUCGAAGCUGUAGCAUUGAUAAAUGUGGAUCAAGAGGCUGUGAUAGACUUUGUCCAAAGUCACAUCAUAUGCAGAUUUGGUAUCCCAGAAAAAAUUACAACCGACCAAGGGUCAGUUUUAACUGGUCGAAAGAUACAAGAUUUUACAAAAGAGAUGGGAAUCAAAUUAUUGACUUCUACCCCUUAUUACGCAGAAGUAAAUGGCCAGGUCGAAGCGGCCAAUAAAGUGAUCAUUAGUCUAAUAAAGAAACAUGUAAGCAAGAAGCCAAGAAAUUGA